Serpula lacrymans var. lacrymans S7.9 is the source of this 1833-nucleotide messenger RNA. RefSeq lists its product as uncharacterized. The record is from RefSeq and is a predicted model, not a curated record. NCBI's taxonomy places the organism in Eukaryota, Fungi, Basidiomycota, Agaricomycetes, Boletales, Serpulaceae. The transcript has 5 exons. The coding region runs from base 174 to 1151 and encodes 325 amino acids.
GACUCUCUUCUUCCAUCCUCGUGAGCAUCGCAGGCUUCGCUGCCAAAAAUUCCAUGGUUAUAUCGUAAAAUGCAUUCUAUGACAAGGCCCAUAUGAUGCCUCGUGAUCUCCAUCCGAACAUACACCGUGAUCAUCCAGCACUUGUGAUCUCUUUUUACCUGCCAGCUAUAUAAAUGGAGGUGGAAGGAGCGGCAGCGUUCUCGAGGGUCUCUCAUCUGCUCUCUUCUGAAAUGCUCAACGUCGCCCUUUUUCUUCUGGGCUUGGUGUUCAGCAGCGACGUGCUCGCGUCCUCUUCUUCGUCCGGAUCAGCGCCCAACCUUGUCGAUGUCGGCUAUGCGAGCUAUCUGGGAAACCAGUCGUAUCCCAACACGGUAGCCUACCUGGGCAUUCCCUAUGUCGAGCCUCCCCUGGCCGAAUUACGAUGGCGCGCACCGCUGCCUCUGAACACGACUCGCAUCUCCCAAGAAUCAAACAGACAGGUCAUCAAUGCCACCACGUACCCCAUGUUCUGUGUCCAAGGUUCCAUCGGAGGUGGGGAUCACGGAGGAGCUGGCUCGGAAGAUUGUCUCAAAGUGAAUAUCUACGCACCUGCUGGAGCAAAGGAAGGAGAUAACCUGCCUGUCCUGUUUUAUAUACAUGGUGGAGGCUAUGUCUACGGAAACCCACGCAAUUGGCCAUUUGACCCCUGGAUCAACCAGAGUCCAAACAUUGUCAUCGUGUCCGUCUACUACCGCCUCGACUCCUUCGGCUUCCUGUCCCACCCCGACUUCGUGGACGCCUCCAUAGGCGACUUCAACGGCCAGAGUGCUGGAGGGAGUUCUGUGGAACUGCACAUGGUGGCUCAUGAAGACGAAGGAUUGUUCUCUGGUGCCAUCGCACAGAGCGUGUUUAGGGGACCCGUGUCCACCCCCAAAGAACAACUGCCCCUUUUUGAUUUCUAUUCCUCCUAUGCAGGCUGUGGGGACGGGACAACCGCAGCGCAGAUGACCUGUUUGAGGAAUGUGAGCCAAGAGAGUCAUAGAUACUCUUGCACAUAUGGGCAUAUCAACAUCUAUGAAUGCAAUUCACACCACUAUUUGAUUGCUAUCAAUGGAGUCUCAUCAAGCCCUUCAAGAUCUUGGCCAAACCCUUUUUGCAUCGUACACAUAUGACAAUUUUGACGUCGAUCUCAAAACCAGAGCUUCCACUAUUGAACUUUCUACAGACAGUCUGAAGCACCUCACGUCUGGCCUGUUAUUUCCGCUGCAACAUGGGGUUUCUCAGGUCGACCUCAAGUGCUCACAUGCCCUUUGGAAAUAGUGGCACCUUAACCCACAGCUUCGUACCAAAGACCUUCCACCCAAGAAAACAUUCAAAGAUUUACUAACCCUCCAUUCACAACCAACAGACAUAGCUGGACUUAGCCCACGACAACAGUUCAUCGCAUGGAAGUUCCUGAGCGACCUCUUGUACUUCGGAGCAUUGUAUUUUUCAGGUUUCAAAUCUCAGCUUGAAAAACCUUCUGUUAUAGAACAAAUUCCUCUCAUCAAAACACCUGUCAUUGCUGCCCGAGUAAUGGAUGUGAAUAACUCAACCAUUUCAGGUAACGUCCAUGCUGUAUCCGAGCAUGUAGUCCUAUUCCAUGGGGAUUUGGGCAUAGGAGAGCGGCUGCAGGCCAUUUAGGAGCAAAGGGCAAUUUGAGGAGACACCCUAGAACUGUUUUCAACACCUCAUUUUUGUACCAGGUCUCUUCCAUCUUCAAAUGACUUGUGCUGAUGCAUUAUGGCGCACAUUCCUGCAAUCGGCAACAGCAAGACAAGAUGAAAUGAGCUUGAUGCACAAUGUGUCCAAGUU